Messenger RNA from Drosophila persimilis, 914 nucleotides. RefSeq names its product putative glycine-rich cell wall structural protein 1. The transcript has 2 exons. Bases 39 to 632 code for a protein of 197 amino acids. The record is from RefSeq and is a predicted model, not a curated record. Lineage: Eukaryota; Metazoa; Arthropoda; Insecta; Diptera; Drosophilidae.
CUUCACUUCUCUCCCCCACACACACAAAACUCGUGGCUAUGAACUCCUUCUCAGUGUUCUUAGUGUUCGCCCUAGCUGCGCUGGCCGCUGCGGAGCCCCCAUCGGGCUACAACUAUCCCCGUGGAGGCGGUGGCGGUGGCGGCGGCUCCUCGUUUGGCGGUUCCUCAUUUGGCGGCGGCGGCUCCUCUUUUGGCGGCGGCGGCGGUGGUGGCGGCGGCGGCUUCCAGGCCGUCAGCGGUGGCUUCCAGACAUCCGAGGGCCAGAAUGUUGAUCCCGCGCUGUUGGAGCAGGUCCGCCAGAUCCUGCUGAAUGAGGAGAGCAAGCAGGGAGGCGGCGGUGGAGGUGGUGGAGGUGGUGGUGGUGGCGGUGGCUACCCAAGCGGUCCGUCGAGCAGCUACGGUGCUCCUCCCUCGAGCAGCUACGGUGCGCCCGGCGGAGGUGGUGGUGGUGGUCGUGUGGUCGGCAUCGAUCUUGAAGGCGUCCGUCAGGCCAUCCAGGUUGCCCAGUUCGCCCAGCAGAGCACCCAGCAGGGCGGCGGCGGUGGUGGUGGCGGUGGUUACCCAAGCGGCCCCCCAUCCGGUUCAUAUGGCGCACCCUCGAGGCCCGGCGGCAGCUAUGGCGCGCCCUUCUAAAACUAGAGGACUCUCAGAUCAAAAAUCAAAUUGCGCUGCCAAAAAUGAAUACCGACGGAAUGGACGACAUUUAACCGACUACGACGACGAUACCGCAACCAAUCCCGACACGACACCAACCAGCAUCAAACAACAACAUGAACAGCAAUUGGAAUCAACAUGAUACUCGUAUGUGGGUAUUCUGGAACCUGGAACACAUAGUUCGACUAGUGAUGUGGAUGAUCCCGAUCCAAGUAUCUAACCCCCAACCCUCAGCGACUGUAAUUCUCUAGCCCUGUCUCU